GUUGUGUUGUCAGUUGGUUGUCAGCUAUCAAAAGUCAAAACCGAAUGAGUUGUUGAGGUUUUCAAGAAGUAAAAAUAUAGGUGUGUUUUCUGUGAAAUUUUUAUCAAACUGUAUGAGAACAUUGCAGAAUAUAAUAUAUAUAGACUCAUUUCAAUGUGCAAUUAAAAAGAAAUUGUUCAAUGGUCCUGUAUAAAUGAAGACUCAUCGCAAAUUAUCAACAGUCGGCAUCAUGAGGAAAUAUUACCAACUAAUCCUGUUUGUGGUUUGUUUUCUCAGCAUAGUGACUCUGCUUAUGUACCGUCAUGAAUAUUAUAAAUUGCGAUAUGUGCUAGAAGUAUUAAAUAUAUUCGGAAAACCCGGUUUAUCUGAGAUUGAAUUCUGCGGUCCCGGUUUCAAUGCAACGAUGCUGUCAGAGAUAUUGAGGAAUUCGUCAAUGGAAGUGAAGGAAACGCCGCCUCUAUUUCAGGAGAUCGAUGAAAAUUUCUAUUCCUAUUCGUCAUUCCUUCGGUCUUAUCAAAAGUAUGAAGAGCUUACCCCACAACAUGCUCACGUUGUUGACACAAUCGUGAUAGGAAAAGCGCAUGUAUCACCAAACUUCAGAUGCUAUAUUUGGCUGGAGAACGAAUCGAAACCAAAAUCUGGCAGGUUCACUUACAAAAUUGUAUCUGAACCUAUAAAUAACUUUAGACUGUAUGUCUUUGAAUGCUCAAUGAAUAAAAACUUUGGUAAGCCGAAAGGCGUAAGUUUUUUCAUAAACGAUUAUAAUGUUAACCCUAUACAUGCACCAAUAAACAGAUUAAUUCAAGUGAAUACAAAAAGAAAAGUGCGAGAAAGAAGUAACAUUAGGUUUGUCAAUACUGUUGUUCCAGCUAUCUGUGUGAUACCAAAUCAAAUACCUAUUGUAUCGAGAGAUGCAUUUAUAGAGUUCUUAGUCUUUCACCACAUGGUAGGUGUUGACUAUUUUACAAUCUAUGACAGCAUGAUAUCUGAAGAUGUUAUAAGGCGACUUAAUCUUUUCCCAAAUGAUAUUACUCAAUGGAACAUUCAAUUCUAUCCGUUGAACUACCCUUUUAUUUUCUCUAAGUCGUACGACAUUGUGCGAAAUGCUAUAGAAUUGGACUGCUUAUUCAGGCACUUCAGAUUUGAUAAGGAGGAGGUGAAUAAAGUCAGUCAUGUUGCAGUUUUAUCGUGGGAUGAAUUUCUAGUACCCAGAGUGCAUACGUCUCUCCAGGCUUUAUUAAGAGACUAUGAUCCUAUGCUAACAAUAAGAUCUUCAAAGGUUGAAAGCCUGAUAUUCUGUUUGAAUCAAAAUGACGAUGACAAUAUAGAUAUGGGAUACCCGGACAUCAUGAAAAAAACACAUUAUUACAAUGUUCCAAUAGAAAAAACACAAAUUGCCAUACGGAAUUUGGAUACCAUGAUAUCUUUUGAGGACAUUUUCAAUAUAACAACCAAUGUGAAGAGGAUUACAUUGGAUAUGCUAGCUACCCAUAAAUAUAUGACGUGCAGCGAUCCAAAGAAAUUCAACAUGAAUGGUUACAAUGAGAGUGAAAUGCAGAUAUUCCAACACAAAUUCGAAGGUGCCAUGAUGAAAUUUAGCGAUAGAUUAGUUAGCGAUAAAAUAUACAGAUUGUAUACGUCAGGACAAAUCUGGGAGAAGAAUAACAAUGAAAAUGUUAGGGAUAUGCUGUAGAUAUAUUAUGUUGUGUUAUUACUUUUAAGAUAAAGUAUUAUACAAGGACCCGAUGAGCAGCUAUGCCAACUCUAAACUGUUAAUUUUUCUUAUAUAUAUUUAUUCAUUUAUAUUAUUAAAGUCAUAACUUUUGUUA
This is a messenger RNA of Colias croceus (clouded yellow), 1829 nucleotides long. RefSeq lists its product as uncharacterized. NCBI's taxonomy places the organism in Eukaryota, Metazoa, Arthropoda, Insecta, Lepidoptera, Pieridae. The coding region runs from base 194 to 1693 and encodes 499 amino acids. The record is from RefSeq and is a predicted model, not a curated record. The transcript has a single exon.